UUGAACAAAGUGGUCGAGAGGAGGACUUGUGUUUUCAGUUCUUUUAUUUUUAACGGUUUGUUGACAAUAAUUUAUAGACGUUAAUCUUAUUUGAACUAAAUAGUGUGUGAACAUUGAUGCUAUUGUUGUUGUGGAUUGCUAAGUGAAUUGUAAACAAUGGCGACGCAGCCAGAAGUCGGUGUGUCCGACUUCGUCCUACUGGACAAUUUGACCACCGAUACCUUUAUAGAAAAUUUGCAUUUGAGGUUUCAACACAACAAAAUCUACACGUACAUAGGCGAAGUACUAGUAUCAGUGAACCCUUACAAGAACCUGGACAUCUACAGUAUGCAGCACAUGGCACAGUACAGGGGUCGGGAGAUGUUCGAAGUAACUCCUCACGUGUACGCCGUCGCUGAUGCCUGUCAGAGGGUGUUGAGGCAACAGGGCAAAGACACGUGCGUGUUAAUAUCAGGAGAGUCAGGCUCCGGCAAGACAGAGGCGUCCAAGUUCAUAAUGAAGUACAUAGCAGCAAACACAACACAAGUCCACAGAGAUUAUAUUGAUAGGGUAAAAAACGUACUAAUCCAGUCAAAUUCCAUACUAGAAACGUUUGGUAACGCGAAAACGAAUCGAAACGGCAACUCUUCACGUUUCGGCAAGUACAUGGAUAUACACUUUGAUUACAAAGGUGACCCUGUAGGAGGUCACAUUAGUAAUUACUUACUGGAGAAGAGUCGGGUGGUCUCCUUGCAACCAGGGGAGAGGAAUUUCCAUGCCUUCUAUCAGCUGCUAAGUACAAACAACGCGACGACGAAGAAGUUCGGGCUCGCCUCGAGUGCAGUUUAUAAGAUACUCGGCAGUGAACGAGCGACGGCACAGGACUCCAAACUGUUCUCCGUCACGAAUAGUGCUUUCGACGCCCUCAGCUUCUCGCAGUCGGUCGUUGAGGAUAUAUGGAGUAUUGUGGCGGGAGUUAUUUUGUUGGGCGAGCUAACCUUCACAGAAACGCCAGACGGGCAGCUCAGCAUAGGAGGUCCUCUGACACAGUGCACCAACGCUCUCGGAGUAUCAGAGCAAGCUCUCCGGUCCUCCAUGGCCGGCAGAGUCCUGUCUGCAGGAGGGGACCUGGUGAACAAGGAGCAUUCGCUGCUGGAUGCUAAUUAUACGAGGCUGGCUCUUGCGAAGGCAGCUUAUGAUCGGCUGUUUACGUGGAUAGUGCAACAGAUAAACAAAGCGAUCGACGUCCCCUCGGGCACGUACAAGAGCACGCUCAUAGGAGUGCUGGACAUCUACGGCUUCGAGAUCUUCGAGACCAACAGCUUCGAGCAGUUCUGCAUCAACUACUGCAAUGAGAAACUGCAGCAGCUGUUUAUUGAGCUGGUACUAAAGCAGGAGCAAGAAGAAUACGCCCGCGAGGGUAUCCAGUGGACGCCCAUCAAGUACUUCAACAACCGCGUCAUCUGCGAGCUGGUGGACGCGCCGCAUCAGGGACUCAUCGCCAUCAUGGACGAGGCCUGUCUCAAUCCUACUAAGAUAUCAGACACGCAACUGCUAGAGGCGAUGGACAGACGGCUGAACGGACACAAACACUACACGUCGCGACAACUCGCGCCCACCGACAAGAAGCUCAAACAUGGCGUCGAUUUCAGAAUUACUCACUACGCGGGCGAGGUGACGUACGCGAUCACGGGCUUCAUGGACAAGAACAAGGACUCGCUGUGGCAGGACCUCAAGCGUCUGCUGCACUCCUCCGCCAACCGCUCCCUCGCAGACAUGUGGCCCGAGGGGGGGACUAAUAUACAGAAGACAUCGAAGCGUCCACCAUCAGCAGCAACGCUGUUCCGCAACUCGAUGGCUGCGCUGGUGACGGGGCUGCAGAGCAAGGAGCCCUUCUACGUGCGCUGCGUCAAGCCCAACCCGCACCAGGCGCCUAACACGUGGGACGAACAGCUGGUCCGUCACCAAGUCGCCUACCUAGGCCUAGUCGAGAACGUCCGCGUCCGUCGUGCCGGGUUCGCUUCCCGGCAGCGAUACGACCGGUUUCUCAAGCGCUACAAGAUGCUCUCCCAGUACACCUGGCCCAACUUCCGUGGCAGCAAUGACAAGGAUGCCGUCAUGGUGUUGCUGAGGGACUUGCAUGUCAGUGAUGUCCAGUUUGGACAUACUAAGCUGUUUAUUAGGAGUGCAAAAACCCUCCAUGGUUUAGAAGCAGCUAGAGCGGAACUGAUACCUUCUAUAGUGAUCCUGCUGCAGAAACUAUGGCGUGGAACCCUCGCUCGCAUGCGGUACAAGAAGAUGAAGGCUGCGGUCACUAUAUAUAAUGCUUGGAAACGUUACCGCGUCCGCCGCUACAUCGCGGAACUACAAACCGAACUGCAACGCAACCGCGGCGUCAUCCGUCAGUGGCCCCCCGGGCCGCGCCGCCUGCCCGCGGCGCUGCUGCAGGCCGCCCACCGGCGCUGGCGGGCCUACCUCACGCUGCAGCCCAUACCUAGAGCCCAGUGGCCACAGCUCAAGAUGAAGAUAUGUGCUGCUAGUGCUCUGAGAGCUAGGAGGACGCAUUGGGGACAGGAUCGACAGUGGAUCGGCGAUUAUUUGGCGGAUAGUAGUUAUAAUUCGAAGGCUUCGGCCUACCAAUCCCAGUUAGCCUCCCUCCAAAAGUCCCAGCAAGUCGGCCGAGCGUUAUUCUCGUGCCGAGUACACAAGUUCAACCGCUACAACAAGCUGGCUGAACGAUGCCUACUCAUCACGGAGUCGGCUAUCUUCAAGCUGGACGCCAACACCUUCAAGCCGCUGAAGAAACCUACUGCUAUUACUGAGGUCGGCGCUAUUCGCAUAAUGAGUUCAGACGUGCAACUAGUGGUGAUCAGCAUCCCGUCCGCUAAGAACGACCUCGUGGUGGGCCUCGUGGCCCCCCACAGCAACCAGACGGGGGGUACCGCGGACCUCGUGGGGGAACUGCUGGGGGUACUCGUCAAUAGGUUUAAUAUGUUAACAGGCCAAGAGCUAUCAGUAGAGGUAGAAUCUGGAGCCACGACGCGUUGCAUCCUGGGCGGCAAGACUCGCGCACUACAGCUGCCCGCCGCGCCGCCCUCGCCCGCCGCCGCCGCCGCUGCUCCCUUCACGCAUGCACACAACGUUAUUACCUACCAUCCCGCCUCCGCUAGAGCGUAGGGGGGAUGGGGAGGAAGGUAGGUAUAAUCAUCGGCAAGGAUAUUGAGCCCUGACCUUCACCUGCGCAGAAGUGAUUUAUUGGUUUAUUGCCUUAUGUGUACAGUGCGCAAAGCGAUCCCCACUCUUCCGCCGAGAGCUCAUUAUCCGUGCCGAUAACUAUAUUGUGGUGCUCGUGGUGUGUAUAGGGUGGUCAUCAUGUAAAACGAGCUAUGUCAGAAAAAAAGGAGUUCAAAAAGUUGUUAAAUUAUUGUAGGUAAACUUGAACGGUCAAAUAAUACUUGACAUAAUACAAUUGAGAACUUAAAUAUGUAAUUGAUUUUAAUAUUGUAUAUGACUUAUUUCAAAUUUUGAUAAAGAGAAGAAACAUAAAUAAAACUUUGAAAAUUUAUGGGGUACCUGUUAUAGCGAGAUUCCACAAAAAUAGUUAGCGAACAUAAAAUGUGAACACGCCGGUGCAAAUCCGCGUACCAAGAUUGCAAUUUCGAGAACAUUUUAGAAAUGUUCGUACGCAUUUUUACUUGACCAGAGACCAAACUGGUGGAAUUUUGUUUUUACAGCAACAUGAGAUGUUGCACAUCCAUGUUACGCAACAUAACCUGUGACAUGUUGCACAAUAUUGUGUGCAACGAUUUUGUUACAACGGUAGUGACUUAUUAGAGUGAGAAGGCAUAGUUGUAGUUAUUCUAUUGAAUAGUCAAAUAGUAUAAAUUUUAGGAUUGCCGUGUACAUUAUUUAUACAAAAAAAAUAUACAGUUUUUAAUGUUGUUAGAACACAAAUUCGAUGCGCGAUUUUUGUAUUGCCAGUUAAAACCUUUAUGGUUAAUUGCGAGGCCUUAGAAAUAUAAAAGCAACCAUGCUUAGCAUUUUUUCAAUUUUUGUUUUUUUGUUGUUGAACUAUUGGGAAAUAUAUACUAACUUAAAUUUCUGUGCAUGCCUCGUUCGAAGGGUUUUAUAAUAUGAACAUUAAAAUUAAAUAUUAAAUGACUGAUAUCUGGCAUUUGGUAGUAAACUAGCGGCCUUAAAGUUACGUAUAUAGAAGUAAGUUUAAGUAUGUACCUUAUUAACUUAUUCGACAAAUGUUAACGUUAGUUUUAAUUAGAAUGGUUAGUUGUUAUUUUUUGUUCUGUGUGAUGAUGGCAACACUGUGAGCCGUUAAUAGAUAAAUUAUUUUAUUGUUGUUCGUGAGCUCAUAUUUUCAAUAGAUAUGUUUCAAAUUAUUAUUAAAAUUGAGCAACAUUUAAUUAUGUUGCACCUAAUUAAAUCUUGUUGCAUCCAACAUCUGGUUUAUAAUGUUGCCAUUAUCAAAUGAAUUAUAUAGUACGUGCCUUAAAUAUUAUGUUAAUUAUUAUUUUUUGAUGAUUUUUUUAUUAGAAUAUGAAGACAUCACAUUUUGUAAAUAGAUUUUGAGUAAUAAUAAUAACCGCGCACUUUUACAUAAUUAUGAAAUAAUAAAAAAUGUACAGUUGGUAAAUAAUGUUGAACAUUAAAUGUGCUAAUAUGGUAAUAUAGUAAAUUGUUACUUAUAGUUGCUUGGUUACAAUGAAUAAAAUAGGGGGGGUUAUUUAAAUUAUUUUGUUGAAAUUAUAGCUGGUACCUACAAUGAAAUAAUAUGUUGUUUUAAAUGGGAAUCUUAGCGCACAAAGAAAUAAAUAUAAGCUAAGUCAAAUAGAAGAUAUUUAGUACUUUUGUUAUUGUACUUAUUCCAUCUAUGUCUGACUGCUGUGAAUUGUCAGCAAGGUAACAAUGACAGCUGAACCAAGGCGCUGAAUAUUUUCUAUUUUAAUUAGUCCUUAUUGAAAUCUUCAAAACAAUAGUAUUUGAAGAAUUAAACAAAUACCUUGGGAAUAAGUGGCGCUUUAUAACGAAGAAAUAUAAAUAUUGCUAGUCGAUGUUUUUCUUAGUACGCGUUUGUUUAACGCGAGCUUACAGAAUAGAUCGAAUUUGCAUUUGUUUUUUAUUUAAAUCUUGCUUUAAAUAACUAUGGCAAUAGCUACAUAAUUAUAGAAGGGUCUUGUACAUAAGUUAUUUUACAUAUAACUUUAAAAUAAGUAGUAGAGACCUCGUAUAUUUUAAUAGUUCUAUGAAAUGAAAUUCGCUGUCCUUGUCGCUCUGAAUGCAAACUAUUGUAUUAAAGUUAGAAAUAAAUAAAUUACCAAAAUCAUUUAAAGCAGUCUUUACAAGCCUGGCUAAUUAAUGAAUACCUGAAAAUAAUAUUUUUAAUAUGUGGCUAUUGUCAUAGUAAUUUAAAGUGAGAUUAAACAAUAAUGUGAUGAAAUAUAACGCACAGUGAUGUAUUUUAUUUAUUAAUUUAGUUCAGUAUUACGUUUAGCAUAGAAAUUAUGAGGUUAUGAUUAUUUGGGACAGAACUUUAACUAUCAAGGAUAACUUUAAAAACGAAGGCUACUUUGCCUAACCAUAAAUUGAACCUACAAUAUUAUGCGUAUUGGUGAGCUGAUGACUAGCGGUCAAUUUGUAACGUAAAAUAUAAUAAAACAUAUCUAGAUAAUCAAGUGACAAUAGCCCAAUGGCUAAAGUGUCGGCUUGGCGGUGGAGAUGUUCGAUUCCCACCCAUUGCGCUUUUGAUUCCAAAUACUAAGUAACAUGCAACGCACAUGGACGAUAAAUAAAACUUAAGACACAAAACACGCUAAUAUACAAUUAUAUUUAUUUCAUUUUUGAAAUUCUAUAUGAAAUAGAAUAAAUAAAAAAACAAGAGUGGUUCGUAAUACUAGUUAAAGUUCUGUCACUAAUACUUUUAAAAACAAAAAGCCUUGAAAUGUUAACAGCGAGUUCUUCUAGUUAUAUGUAUAUAGGUGUUAUCGAGUGAUGGACGUGCCUUGUCGUGGUGCCAUGAGAUUCGCAACGUGUUGAAUUAAAUCAUUUUACACUUUA
Helicoverpa zea (corn earworm) is the source of this 6048-nucleotide messenger RNA. It is a transcript of the gene Myo31DF, whose product is annotated as unconventional myosin ID. Gene Ontology annotation, molecular function: microfilament motor activity; actin filament binding; ATP binding. NCBI's taxonomy places the organism in Eukaryota, Metazoa, Arthropoda, Insecta, Lepidoptera, Noctuidae. The record is from RefSeq and is a predicted model, not a curated record. Bases 157 to 3156 code for a protein of 999 amino acids. The transcript is spliced from 17 exons. Gene Ontology annotation, cellular component: vesicle; cytoplasm; myosin complex. Gene Ontology annotation, biological process: vesicle transport along actin filament; actin filament organization.